AUGAACGGGAACUUAAAAGGCAGAAGAGGAAGCAAUCUAAUAGAGUCGGCUAGAAGAUCUAGAUUGCGUAAACAGGCCGAAUGUGAAGAGCUACAAGCAAGAGUAGAAGCAUUAAGCAACGAAAACCACUCACUUAGUGAUGAACUUCGAAGGCUUUCAGAGGAAUGCGGGAAUCUUACAUCUGAAAAUAAUUCAAUAAAGGAUGAGUUGACUCGGUUUUUCGGACCCGAAGCUGUGUCAAAACUUGAUACACAACUUCAAACUCAAACAAGAAAAGGUGACAGUUAACAACAUGAUGAAAAAAUUUGUUAUAAAAGCGUAUUAUACAAUUAGGUCAACAACCAUUUUCGAGUCUUGAGAGAAGGAAUUGACUUUAGGAUUGAUGGAGGAAGUGUGACAUGUUGUGGUUUGCACCUUUUUAUGCUCUCAUACACUACACGAGUAAUCAUUUUUUUAACCAAUGUUGCAUGUCUAUUAGAGCUUUCGUACAUAGAACUUUUAGUCUUUAUGAUUGGUGUUAUUAUUGUUGUAGAAG
Messenger RNA from Lactuca virosa, 535 nucleotides. The record is from the annotation of a GenBank genome assembly. NCBI's taxonomy places the organism in Eukaryota, Viridiplantae, Streptophyta, Magnoliopsida, Asterales, Asteraceae.